AAGAAGAACCUGCGACAACCCAUCCAACGUUAUCCGAAGCGGUCUUUCUUCAGUGGUCGAGCGAGCCGGAGCCGGAGCCGGAGCCGGCGGCGCCACUCCUCGAGCACGUACAAUGCGAGGCCCGUGGGCGACGAACUGGCGGUCGCUGGGAAGAAAGACCCUCCGCUCAUCGUCUUCUUCAUCGUCUUCUUCCUCUUCGCCUUCGCUGUCUUCGAAUUUGAAGCUGCUUGGCCCGAACCUCCCCGACGUUUGGAUGAUGCCCGGCCCCCCCAGCUCCACCAGCGCCUUCCGUUCCCAGUCUUCAGCAGCUAAUGGGCAAACUGCUAAUGUAAUAAAUGGGAAGUCCAUUGCAAGAGCUAUUAGAUCAGGAAUAGCCAAUGAAAUUUGCAGAAUGAAGGAAACCAUUGUAAAAUCCCCGGGAUUGGCUAUUGUGUUGGUUGGUGGAAGAAGGGAUUCACGAACUUUUAUUCGUGUCAAGUUGAAGGCUUGUGAAGAAGUUGGGAUAACGACCUAUGUAGAGGAGUUACCUGAAGAAUGUACAGAAGAUGAAGUUCUGCGCGUUGUUUCCAGAUUAAAUAACAACCCAUCAGUUAAUGGUAUUAUUGUGCAACUCCCUUUGCCACAACAUGUGGAUGAGGAGAGAAUCAUCAAUUUCGUGAGCCCAGAGAAAGACGUGGAUGGCUUCCAUCCCCUCAAUAUGGGGAAUCUUGCCAUGAAAGGAAGGGAGCCACUUUUUAUUCCUUGUGCUCCUAAGAGUUGUAUUGAGUUGUUGUUGAGGUCUGGUGUGGAAAUCAUGGGAAAGAGAGCUGUGGUAGUCGGGAGAAGCAAGAUUGUUGGGUUACCCAUUUCUUUGCUAUUGCAGAGGCACCAUGCAACAGUCAGCACAGUAAAUUCUUUCACCAAAAAUCCAGAAGAGAUUACAAGUGAAGCCGACAUUGUGAUUGCUGAUGUGGGAAAACCCAAUUUAAUCCGUGGCAGUUGGCUAAAACCGGGAGCUGUUGUAGUGGAUAUGGGGACCAGUCAAGUUCAGAUAUACUGCACUUUGCUCAGGGAAGGGAUGUUUGAGGGGGAAGGCUUCAAAAAAAGUGGUUCUUUCAGAAAAGAAAUGACAAGUGAACAAUCAGGGAUUGAGAAAGGGCAAAGCCUUAGAAGAUGAAAAGUCUACUUGCAGGAUUUUCUUAUGAAAGCUUUGAUUCAUGGUCACUAAAAUUAGCAAAUAGAUCUAGAACUGUAAGGUCCUGACUCUGACAGAGGUGAGCUUCAACUCACGGUUAGGAUUGAUGUAUAAAUGCUCAUUGAUGCCAAUAAUCUCAUGUAAGUAGCUGCUGUGGUAUAAGUGGUCAGUUAAUAGGUGGUUUUCUAAGAACUAAUGAUAGUUCCUCAGUCCCACUUGAAAGAACUAGCCCCUCUGCUCCGUUUCCACUUUGAGCAAUCUACUGUAAUAGAAGCUUUACAUGUUA
Molecule: messenger RNA, 1460 nt
Organism: Syzygium oleosum
Lineage: Eukaryota; Viridiplantae; Streptophyta; Magnoliopsida; Myrtales; Myrtaceae
Product: bifunctional protein FolD 2-like
Exons: 5
Coding region: 113-1156 (347 amino acids)
Biological process (GO): tetrahydrofolate interconversion
Cellular component (GO): cytosol
Molecular function (GO): methenyltetrahydrofolate cyclohydrolase activity; methylenetetrahydrofolate dehydrogenase (NADP+) activity
Source: RefSeq, a predicted model, not a curated record